UGUGACUGUCAAUAUUCUUUACGUCAAAUUAUUUAUUGUCAAUGUAAAAAAAAACUUAUAGUCAAAAAGGCGAAGCGAAUGAACGUAAAAGAAUUCUUUUACACAAUACUACAUCUUGUGGUGUGAUUAUUUGUUAGUGUCGUCAUUGUAAAUUGAAUUAGAAAGCUAACGAACUAAUAGUGCAGUCAUAGCGUACCUAUAUGUUUAUAAUGUUAGGACUAAGUUGACGUAACGGUGGCCUAUUCCAAUAACUUGAUUAUUGGAGUAAUGCUGCCACGGGCUCAAGACGCUUCCGUAACUAAGUAAAUGGCAAAACAUUAGAAGAUUAAAAAGAUGUAUGGUACCAAUGGGUCAGAUUUUCCUCCCGUUACGGAGGACACGUUUUGUAAAUAUGUUUUGUAUUACGAGAUAAAUAACUCAAGGGUCCGUAUUUGGGAUUUAAUUAUUUUGAUACCAAACGCAUUGUUUGUGCUAUUCUUAGUGGUAAGAUUUAACAAGGCUCAGUUGAAAUUGCGUGCUACAAGCAGCCCUAUAUUCUUGACGUUUUACACAUUGGUAUGGGGCAAUGUGAUCAUAAGCUUGGUGCGGUGUGCUGUGUCCAUGACUGUGAACGCGUCAGUGCCACUAGGGGGUCUAGUGGACAAGGUCUUAUGGGUCAUGGUACGGUUUUUCCUGCUUGCUACAGAGAUGAGUGUUGUGAUAUUUGGUCUGGCUUUUGGCCACUUGGAUAGUCGCAGCAGUAUAAGAUAUGUGUUACUGGCUACAUCGCUGCUAUCCCUUGCCUUCACAGUCUCACAAGGCACACUUGAGAUAGCUAUGCCAGAUGACAUGUUCCAUGUUGACACAAGAGAUUAUGACCUCUUUGGACACGGUGGGAUGCUAUUCUGGUUCACAUCAUCCUUAGUCUUUGCCCUCAUUUACUUCUUAAUACUGCUAUUGCCAUGGAUACCGCUGAGGGAAUAUCUUGCUUUACCAACGAAAUUGUCAUUCUACAUCUACGUAUUGUUACUGGCACUGCUAGACACGACGCAGGCCGUCGGCGCAGGCCUCCUCGCGUGGGGUAACAUGCAGUCAGGCUUAUGUGUCGUUGACGUCACAACUUGGCUGUAUUUCUCCCUCUACACUCCAUUGGUUUACCACACAUUCCUCAGCGAAUUCUUCAGUGUUUCUCAACCGAGCAUCAUGUUCUCGUAUAAGGCUCAAAUGGAUGAGCCUAUGGACGAAGAUCAGGUUUCGUUGCCGCACCAGCAGAGUUUCAGCUCACUUAAAACAGAUUCCGAUUAUAUUUAUCAGCAGAGCAACAGCGUAUACGACAGCACAUUAUUCGAGGCCGGUGGGACUACUCCCAUGAACCCUGUGUACAGCGCCUCUCUACAGAGUCCCGACUCGAUAGCGUCCGGACAGUCUAUAGAGAUUGGCGGCCCCAACUCAGGCUUCCUCACCCAGAACAUGCCCUCAACAUAACAACAAUCACGACACUAUAAACGUUCGUUAUUGUGUUAUAAACUACACACAUCCAAAGAAAAAAACAUUACUAAUAACUAUAUACUAGAGUCGCGUAACUAUAGAAACUAAAGAGAGUUUAGGUAGUCGAUAUAAUUUCUACUUUAAAGAAUCUCAUAGAAAACUUUUAUAUUUACUAACACGUUAUGUUGUCUUCGCGUACCAUUUACUUUUGUGAUAAGUAAAGCCAGUGAUCAAAUCGAAUUAAUUGAGACUGCAUUUCAUCCCAUUUCUGCUAACUAAUAUACCUAAUUCAUCGUGUAAUGGCUCCAUCCAUAAGAUUUUGACAUUAGAUUAUAUUAUAGUGGUUUAAUGUAGAUUUAUUAAAAAAACAGUUGCUGUGACAGUAGUGACUUGUCUUGUGAUUUUAUAUUUACUUGCUUUGUUCAGUUUUAUAAAAACAUUGCAACAAGAGAACUUAAAAAGUUAUAUGCAGAAGCUUGGCGAAGAUUUAUUAUAAAUCCUCGAACUACCACUGAAAUAUUCUGUAGCACCUGCGGUUAAACAUUGAUCAUGACUACAUUGGAAUUAAAUAUAUUACACAGAACUAGGACUAAUUUGACUUAAUUUUUGGUCUCAUGAAUUUCAAGUUGAGUAUGUAGUUAGGAUAAAUCGAAUCUUACUUUAAUUUAACCAUAUCGUUUUUAAUUAUAGUAAGUGAAUCUCAUCAAAUAAACAUAUCUGAAAUAAGUAACCAGUAUAUAAAGCAAUCAUUCAAAAUAAAGUGUUCAUUUAUAUUCUUUUUUCAGUGUUACCAGUUUACUGCAGAAAAAUAUGUCUAUUUCAUUACUACAGUAUUCAUACUUGAAGUAUUAGAUAACUGUUGUAAAAUGUAUCGAUUUAUUCUGUGUGAAAUGUGCUACAGAUACUUUAUUAUAAGAGAUAAGUUCGUUCUUUAAGUUGAUUGUUAUGAUUAUGUAGCCAGCAAAGUCCGUAAGUUGUACAUUUUUACUUAUUUUUGGUUUUUGAACUGUUCUAGACCUUAAAUGGGUAACUUACGGUUGAUUGGAUUGACAAACACCAUGACUCGAUUUGCAUGGAUUUGACAGAAAAUUGCAUCUAUACUGUGUAUGCUUGUAGACUUUGCUGGUGACAUACAUAUUGGUUUGUUUAUGUGUUAUUUGUACUGUGAUGCAUUAUGUCUACUUACUUUUGUUGUUAUUUUUAUUUUUUGAUGAAAUAGAG
Molecule: messenger RNA, 2688 nt
Organism: Helicoverpa armigera (cotton bollworm)
Lineage: Eukaryota; Metazoa; Arthropoda; Insecta; Lepidoptera; Noctuidae
Product: transmembrane protein adipocyte-associated 1 homolog
Exons: 6
Coding region: 334-1464 (376 amino acids)
Biological process (GO): G protein-coupled receptor signaling pathway
Cellular component (GO): plasma membrane
Molecular function (GO): G protein-coupled receptor activity
Source: RefSeq, a predicted model, not a curated record